Messenger RNA from Prorocentrum cordatum, 822 nucleotides. The record is from the annotation of a GenBank genome assembly. Lineage: Eukaryota; Dinophyceae; Prorocentrales; Prorocentraceae.
AUGGUGCCGAACAGAGACGGGGAGACAAACCGCUCGUACAUGCAGGACCCCCCCCCCCGCCUGCACGAGGUCAGCUUCCUGGAUGUCGUGGAGGCGCAUGUGCAGGCGGGGGGGAAGCUCAAGGACGUGUGGAUCCCUGGCAUGAACAUGGUCCACCCGGCCAGGAGAGCCCACGAGGGCUUCGCCGAUGUCAUCUGCAGGCUCUUCAACGCGGAGCUCGACGCCCUGGACUCUGGCGGGCCCGCGGCCGCGGCGGCCGACGACCUGGAGCCGCCCGUGGCGCGGAGGGACUUCGACGACCCCGACCCGCUGCCGUGGCUGCACGAGGCCUCCUCCGACGUCCCGCACAGCUGCAUGCCCGUGACCCGGCACGUGCCCGACGCGCCCACCAAGGCCACCCCGCGGCGGAGCCGCCGGGGCACCUGGCAGCUCGCGGAGGACUCGCCGGGGAAGCCCGGCUGGAUCGCGCAGGGCAGCCCGACGGCGAGGUCCCCCAAGCAGGAUGACUGGCUGGAGUUCCCCGUGGCGUUCGGCAGCCGCCCCGUGCUGACCGUCCAGUUCGUCAAGUCCUACAGCGGCAUGGGUGACGCUGAGGUGCGCCUCCUCGAGAAAGCGUACACGCUGAGAGGCUAUUGGGAGUCCAGCAGCUCGCAGGCCUUCACAGUGUACUUCAACGCCUCGGCGCCGCACUCUGCGGAGCCCAUCGGCGAGGUCUCCUACGUGAGGCACGGCUUCGGGGUGACCCCCAACUCGGAGGGCACCUUGCAGGUGCGGCUAGUCGCGGGAGCGAAGUUCAAGCUCCUGGGAGUCUUUACGUGCUGA